AUGACAGACGUUGAAGGCUACCAAACCAAGAGCAAGGGGAAAAUUUUCCCAGAUAUGGGUGAGUCCUUUUUCUCAUCAGAUGAGGACUCACCGGCUACUGAUGCAGAGAUCGAUGAGAACUAUGAUGAUAAUAAGGAAACGCUGGACGGCGGUGAGGAAAGGGACACCGGAGUCAUGGUUACAGGACUGAAGAAGGCACGGAAGAAGACCAAAAGUAGCAGGCAUACAGCGGCGGAUUCUUCUAUGAAUCAAAUGGACGCUAAGGAUAAGGCGCUUUUACAGGACACUAAUAGCGAUAUACCGGCAGAUUUCGUUCCAGAUUCCGUCUCAGGAAUGUUCAGAAGUCAUGACUUUAGUUACUUGCGGUUGAGGCCAGAUCAUGCUUCAAGGCCCCUUUGGAUCUCGCCAAGUGAUGGUAGAAUCAUUCUGGAAAGUUUUUCUCCACUGGCAGAACAGGCUCAAGACUUUUUGGUCACCAUUGCAGAGCCUAUAAGUAGACCUUCUCAUAUUCACGAAUACAAGAUCACUGCAUACUCUUUGUAUGCUGCCGUUUCUGUAGGGUUAGAAACGGACGAUAUCAUUUCGGUCUUGGAUAGACUGUCUAAAGUACCAGUUGCGGAAUCGAUAAUCAACUUCAUCAAGGGGGCUACCAUUUCCUACGGUAAAGUGAAAUUGGUUAUCAAGCAUAAUAGAUAUUUCGUGGAGACUACGCAAGCAGAAAUUCUACAAAUGUUGCUGAAUGAUUCCGUUAUCGGACCCCUAAGGAUAGAUAGCGAUCAUCAGGUACAGCCAGCAGAGGACACAUUGCAGCAGAAUCUUCAACAGACCGCUGGAAAACCAGCCACUAAUGUUAACCCGAGCGACGUGGAGGCCGUGUUUAGUGCAGUUAUAGGUGGCGAUAAUGAGCGGGAAGAUGAUGAUGAUGAUAUUGAUGCGGUUCACUCUUUUGAAAUUGCCAACGAGUCUGUUGAAGUCGUAAAGAAAAGAUGCCAAGAAAUAGAUUAUCCCGUGUUGGAAGAAUAUGACUUCAGAAAUGAUCAUAGAAAUCCAGAUUUAGACAUUGAUUUGAAACCUUCCACUCAGAUCAGACCUUAUCAAGAAAAAUCGCUGAGUAAAAUGUUUGGUAAUGGCCGUGCUCGUUCAGGGAUUAUUGUUUUGCCAUGUGGUGCAGGUAAAACCUUGGUCGGUAUUACUGCAGCAUGUACUAUAAAAAAAUCCGUGAUUGUUUUAUGUACUUCAUCAGUCUCCGUCAUGCAAUGGAGGCAGCAAUUUUUGCAAUGGUGUACCUUACAACCGGAAAAUUGUGCUGUUUUCACCUCUGAUAAUAAGGAAAUGUUUCAAACGGAGUCCGGUUUGGUUGUUUCCACUUAUUCGAUGGUGGCAAACACAAGAAAUAGGUCUCACGAUUCACAAAAGGUUAUGGAUUUUUUGACUGGUAGAGAAUGGGGAUUUAUUAUUCUUGAUGAAGUUCAUGUGGUACCCGCCGCAAUGUUCCGUAGGGUGGUCUCCACCAUCGCAGCACAUGCCAAAUUGGGACUGACUGCAACACUGGUUAGAGAAGAUGAUAAAAUUGGUGAUCUGAAUUUUUUAAUUGGUCCAAAACUUUACGAAGCGAAUUGGAUGGAAUUGUCCCAAAAGGGACAUAUUGCAAACGUCCAAUGUGCGGAAGUUUGGUGUCCCAUGACAGCAGAAUUUUACCAAGAGUAUUUAAGAGAAACCGCAAGGAAAAGAAUGUUGUUGUAUAUCAUGAAUCCAACAAAGUUUCAGGCGUGCCAAUUUUUAAUUCAAUAUCACGAAAGAAGAGGUGAUAAGAUCAUCGUUUUCUCUGAUAAUGUUUAUGCCUUACAAGAAUAUGCCUUGAAAAUGGGAAAACCGUUUAUUUAUGGUUCCACGCCACAACAAGAGCGUAUGAAUAUUUUGCAAAAUUUCCAAUACAAUGACCAAAUCAAUACCAUUUUUCUAUCAAAAGUUGGUGAUACUUCCAUUGAUUUACCGGAAGCCACUUGUUUGAUUCAAAUAUCUUCUCACUAUGGGUCUCGUCGUCAGGAAGCCCAAAGAUUAGGAAGAAUUUUAAGAGCUAAAAGACGUAAUGACGAAGGUUUCAAUGCGUUCUUUUAUUCUCUGGUUUCUAAGGAUACGCAAGAAAUGUAUUACUCAACAAAGAGACAAGCGUUCUUGGUCGAUCAAGGUUACGCAUUCAAAGUUAUUACACAUUUACACGGAAUGGAGAACAUCCCAAACUUGGCAUAUGCUUCACCCAGAGAACGUAGGGAGCUACUGCAAGAAGUACUGUUGAAGAACGAAGAAGCUGCUGGCAUUGAGGUCGGUGAUGACGCUGACAAUUCUAUCGGGAGAGGUUCGAACGGACACAAAAGAUUUAAAUCAAAGGCCGUUAGAGGCGAAGGUUCAUUGGCUGGUCUCGCUGGCGGCGAAGAUAUGGCAUAUAUGGAGUAUACCACCAACAAGAACAAAGAACUGAAGGAACAUCAUCCAUUAAUUAGAAAGAUGUAUUACAAGAAUUUGAAGAAGUGA
Molecule: messenger RNA, 2532 nt
Organism: Saccharomyces paradoxus
Lineage: Eukaryota; Fungi; Ascomycota; Saccharomycetes; Saccharomycetales; Saccharomycetaceae
Gene: SSL2
Product: TFIIH/NER complex ATPase/helicase subunit SSL2
Exons: 1
Coding region: 1-2532 (843 amino acids)
Biological process (GO): nucleotide-excision repair; transcription initiation at RNA polymerase II promoter
Cellular component (GO): transcription factor TFIIH holo complex; nucleotide-excision repair factor 3 complex; transcription preinitiation complex
Molecular function (GO): DNA binding; 3'-5' DNA helicase activity; hydrolase activity
Source: RefSeq, a predicted model, not a curated record